UUGCUACUGCUCAACUAGUACCAUCCUGGAACCGAUAACGUACUAAUAUAUCAUCUUUUUCAUAUGAUAGCAUAAAUAUUUAUGCCACUCUACAUUGUCAUUAAAUGAAUCAGUACUGUGAGUAUAGAAUGACCAUAGAGGGAUAUAAAUACCAUAUUGUGGUUAUAGAAUUUCAGUUUUCUCCUAUCUUUCGUGAGGUGACAGUGACUACUAGCUGUAAUCAUGGGUUUAUUUGACAUUGAAGGUAUAAUCGCCCCAGUAUUCACUCCAAUUGAUGAUAAAGGGAACAUAAACACGAAGAUUAUUCCAGAAUACGCACAGUACUUGCAUAAACAUGGCAUCAAAGGAAUACUCGUUGGUGGCACGACGGGUGAAGCUGUGUCGCUCAGUUUAGAGGAGAGGAAAGACGUAUUGCUUACUUGGAUAAAUGAAGCACAACCACUCGGAAUUAAAGUCAUCUCCCAAGUAGGGGGAGUGCCUUUAACAGAUGUAUUGGCAAUGGCCUCGUAUUCAGAAGAAGUUGGAGCAAACUGCAUCAUGACGCUCCCAGAACUGUACUUCAGACCAAGAACUUGUGAAGAGCUUGUGUCGUAUUUGGAACUAGUAUCUAAAGCCGCGCCAACUCUACCGCUGCUAUAUUAUCAUUAUCCUAUGAUUUCUCGCGUUGAUUUCAACAUGGCAGAAUUUUUCGAGAUGGCGUCUUCAAGGAUAUCCAACUUUAAAGGCAUGAAAGCAGAUCUCGAUGUAGCUGUACAAGUUGCUGACCAACUUCACGAUGACCAGAAGAUAUUCAUUGCAUACCAUCUUUUAGCACCAGCAGUACUUCUCGGCCACGACUCCAGUAUAUCGACAAUAACGAAUUUGCUCCCAGGACUAGUACAAGAUGUAGUGGAGACAACCAAAUCUCACGAUGUGGUGAAAGCCAGAAAUCUACAGGAGAAACUGAAUAAAAUUGUAAAAGGCAUAACGAUUGAAGAUUCUUUCGUGCCGGCUAUGAAAGUGGCAAUGGAAUUGAUAACCGGAAUACGUGUUGGACCACCGCGGCUGCCUCUGCUGCCCUUAAAUGAAACAAGUGUGGCCCGCAUUGCCGACCACAUAAGAAGUUCUGGCUAUGACCUUUAAAUAUGUUAAUAGGGAACAGUUUAGAAAUUUAAAUAAAGGCUAUAGCAGAAUAGCGGAGAGGAUGGACUCACUGCCCCCUCUGAGUUAUAUUAUUAUCUUAUCUGUGGUAUAUAACCACAGAUAAACAUUUAGUCCCGAUUAUUUCUUCUAAAUUUUAUUAGUUAGCAGCAAUUGUAAUAGUUUAUUAUGUUAUUUGAGACACAUAAAAAUGAUGAUUAUUAUUAUUAUUAUAUUUAAAAUAGUUG
Achroia grisella is the source of this 1367-nucleotide messenger RNA. RefSeq names its product N-acetylneuraminate lyase-like. Lineage: Eukaryota; Metazoa; Arthropoda; Insecta; Lepidoptera; Pyralidae. The record is from RefSeq and is a predicted model, not a curated record. The transcript is spliced from 8 exons. The coding region runs from base 223 to 1122 and encodes 299 amino acids. Gene Ontology annotation, cellular component: cytosol. Gene Ontology annotation, biological process: N-acetylneuraminate catabolic process. Gene Ontology annotation, molecular function: N-acetylneuraminate lyase activity.